AUGGAAACCAUAGAAAGCAUUGCGGCAAAUACUGCUCUUGUUAGAGCCAGAGAAGGUGGAGGAAGGAGCUGGAAAUGGAAAGAAAUGCUUCGCUUUCCCCACAUUAGCCAGUGCAAAGACCUGGCCAUGAACAUAGAACGAGACUACUAUAGUCUAUGUGUGAAGCAGCCUAUUGGCAAGAAACUGUUUCAGCUCUUCUGUCGGAGUCAGCCUGAUCUGCAGAACUACAUUUCCCUCCAAGAUGCUUUGGACAACUUUGACAUUCAGUCAGAUGACAAAAGGAAAGAGUCUGGGAACAGGAUCAUCCAGAGAUUCCUCAUGAAGCAGUCCAGUGAGUGUGUGUCCAUCCUACUGAGGCAUGAAAGAAGCUGCAAUCAGAGUCUGGAGCUCAAUCCCUGUGGUGAUGUCUUUCAUGGCUGCAGGGAAGACCUACAUAAAUACCUCAGCAACGAGCCCUUCACCCAGUACCAGGACAGCAUGUUCUUUGCCCGCUUUCUACAAUGGAAACAGUUGGAGAGGCAGCCUAUCAUGAAGCAAACAUUUCGACAGUACAGACUACUGGGGAAAGGAGGGUUUGGAGCGGUGUGGGCCUGUCAGGUGAGAGCCACAGGCAAGAUGUAUGCCUGCAAAAAGCUGGAAAAAACCCAUGUAAAGAAGAGGAAAAGAGAGGACAUGGCUCUCAAUGAGAAAGAGAUACUACAGGAACUGGACAGUCGCUUUGUGGUGAAUCUGGCAUAUGCUUAUGAGACCAAGCACAAUCUCUGUAUGGUUUUGACCAUGAUGAACGGCGGUGACCUAGGGUUUCACAUACAUCGCAUGGGGUCACCUGGUCUGACCAAAGACAGGGUACGUUUCUACGCUGCAGAAGUCUGCUGUGGUUUAAUUCACCUCCACCAGAAGUCGAUAUUAUACAGAGAUUUGAAGCCAGAGAACAUUCUCUUGGAUGACAAUGGACACAUCCGCAUCUCUGACCUGGGUUUGGCUGUGAAGAUGUCUGAGGGGAGUCUAGUACGAGGCAGGGUGGGCACACUGGGCUAUAUGGCUCCUGAGGUGAUCGGCUAUGAGCGUUAUGGAAUGAGUGUGGACUGGUGGGGCCUCGGGUGUCUGAUUUAUGAAAUGACUGCAGGUCGGCCCCCUUUCAGGGCCAAAGGAGAACAGCCUAAAUCCUCAGAAAUGGAGAGAAGGAUUCAGAAUGAACAUGAAGAAUAUGGCAACCAGUUCAGCAAGGAGACAAAAGACAUCUGCUCCUCACUGCUGACCAAGGACCCCACAAAGAGGCUGGGCUCCCAGAAGUCUGGGGGAAAAGAUGUAAAAUUUCAUCCUUUCUUCCAAGAGAUCAACUUUCGGAUGCUGGAGGCAGGACGCGUUGACCCUCCAUUUAAACCUGAUCCCAGUCAGGUGUACUGCACUGAUGUACAGGACAUAGAAGAAUUUUCUACAGUGAAAGGAGUCCAUUUUGACCAGACUGACAGCUUCUUCUACUCCCAGUUCAACACAGGAAGCAAUUCCAUAAUUUGGCAAAAUGAGGCAAGUUCUAGGUUACAUUACCAGGGUUAA
This is a messenger RNA of Pundamilia nyererei, 1557 nucleotides long. It is a transcript of the gene grk5, whose product is annotated as G protein-coupled receptor kinase 5. The record is from RefSeq and is a predicted model, not a curated record. Gene Ontology annotation, biological process: protein phosphorylation; signal transduction; regulation of signal transduction. Gene Ontology annotation, molecular function: ATP binding; G protein-coupled receptor kinase activity. The coding region runs from base 1 to 1557 and encodes 518 amino acids. The transcript is spliced from 14 exons. Gene Ontology annotation, cellular component: cytoplasm. NCBI's taxonomy places the organism in Eukaryota, Metazoa, Chordata, Actinopteri, Cichliformes, Cichlidae.